UAAAUAUGGCUAAAGACAAGAAGAAAAAAGGUAAAAAAGGCACUCCUUCAGAAAAAUCCAUAAAAUCCGAAAAAUCAAAAAGCAGCGUUGAACCAGAGCCUGAAGUUCCUGUAGAGAAGCCCAAACUUUUUAAAAACAUAGUAAUACGCAUUGAAUGUUAUCAAAAUGUGAUUGGUGUUUAUCCAUGCAGUGACAUAAAAACUGAAUAUAAAUUUAUGAACUUAUUAGCUGGAGAAACGAACUUAAUUCCAGUUAACAACGAGGCAAAUUUAGAACAAAACUACGAAUUUGUCUUGCAGUGCGAUGUCAACUCUUUUCAGGAACUCACCGAUUUCAUUUCCAAUCCCAUAAUGUUUACGGUUGUACAAUCUAACGGCGUGCUUCAACCUGAAAUAUAUAAACAACACGCGGAAUUUCCCUUAGAGACCAAGAUAUCUUACGAUAGUAUAGUAAGCCUUUAUGAGGCAAUUACUGGUGAGGUAAUGCAAAAGUCACCAAAAAAAUCUAAAAAAGACAAAGGAAAGAAAGAUAAAAAGAAGAAAAAAGACUCUGGAUCAAAAUCAUCUAAGACUUCUAAAGGUUCAAAAGGAUCGAAGUCGUCCAAAGGUUCAAAGAAAACAAGAGCAUCCAAAGUAAAAAAAGAAAAACCACCAGAGUUUCCCCCAGUAAUUUACGGAAUGUGUUCAUUGGAUCUGCUUCCACUGUUUCACGGCAAUUUGGAAUUUUCCGAAACCCUUAUAAUUAAACCAUUAGAACUAUAUAAUGACGAUAGGAUGGUCUCCUAUAAAAAAAUUCCGAAAAUGGUAGUGACUGUUUCGAGUGAAGAUUUGCUCGAGGGGAUCGAUGGAAAACCUAUCACUGUCACUUUGACCAUCGAAUCCAUCUACAAUCUGCCGGAUGUAAUGACCGAUGAUAACAAAUCUUUCGAAGUUUGUUUCGGUUUACCGAUAUAUGCGGAAUAUUACCCUCUGGUGUUUGGAGAAUCUACAUUAACCGAUAAAAUCGAAGAGGAACAAAUGAAAUGUUGGCCUGGAGUAAAGCGACUUGGGGUCAAUGCGAAUACUACAAAAUAUAAAUUAUCAAAUAUAACUGGCGAAAUCAAAAACCGUUGUAACAUCGACAUCGAUGAGGCAAAGGAGGCUGGAAAUUUUCGAAUAAAAUUCAAUUACAUAAAACGCUCAGUUUUGGGAAACGAAAAUUGGGAUGCGUUCAUGGACCACUUAUACCGAUUCAAUAAAAUUUGCAUUGAAAUUUACAUGAAAGAAAUUGAAUCUGUAAACGAGACGAAAAAAUCUAAAACUGGAAGGACGUCUAGCAGAACAUCAAAAUCUAGCAAGAAUACGCCUACAAGUGUCGGAUCUACUCUAGGGCCAGCCACAGAAUAUUUACAUUUAAUGGCUAUUGUGGAUUUGUCAUAUCUUCUUAAUCCAUGCACUUAUAAAGUACGAGUAGCAAGCCCUUUAUCCACUUUUCAGGAGGUUGAAGCAUUUAAGUUUGCAGGUCUAAAGGACUCGUACUUUAGACCAAAACCCAAACCCACGAUGGACACUGUUGAAUCACCAAAAGGUAAGAAAAAAGAUAAAAAGGACAAAAAGAAAGGCAAGAAGGACAAGAAAGGCAAGAAGGGAAAAAAGAAUCUUGAUGACGAUGCACUCAAUCUAAAAUACUUGUUGCCAAAAGAGCCUCAACCUGAACCAGAGAUUGAACCUAGUAUGAAAAUAUAUUCAGAAUAUGGAAAACAGUGUUUUAUAAUUGUCGAAGUAGAAUUAUCGGAAUGCAUUAAGCCGAAAAAACCUGUAGAGGACAUAGCAGAACAAAUGAAAGACUUGCUUCAAAGAGAUAUACUCCUGGGAGAGCCAAGUAGACUUUUGCUUACCAAUUGCGUGACUAGGAAUAAUUAUAAGGAAACAGUAAAGGCUGUUACUUCCGAUUUGACAACAAGAUUUAAUGAUUUCGUUAAAAUUGAAUCUGCUGACAUAGUUGGCUUCAAAAAGUUUUUGAGAGAUGGAGGAUUAUAUGAAAGCUACAUAACUUCUUUGACCGAAGCCGGAAUAAUUUUUGGAGCAAAACAAAUUUCCGAAAAAGAAGAUAUAGACAAAUUCAAAAACAAUUAUUGCGACUCUGUUGGCCAAAUCUACUGUAAUUUGAUAUACGAAAUGAACAUUGCCCUCAAUAAAUUAAUAGGCACGGAUUUACAAUCAGAAGACAACAAACUAACUGAGACAUUAGACCAGAUUGAUUUUUUCGCAAAGGAUGCUUUAAUGAGAGGCAAUACGGAAUUGGCCGAAAAAUACAUACUCGAACGAAUCUGCUACGAUGAGACAAACGCUAAUUUAUGGUUUGAAUAUGCGGUGUUCCUCCUCGAGCUUCAGGAAAAAGACAUGGCUUUUCAAAGUGUACAUGAGGGCCUUCAACAUGACCCGAAAAAUAUGAAAUGCUUGUUAUUAUAUGGCAUACUUUUAGCCGACAAUAACAGAAGAUCUGAUGCGGAGUUAUGUUUUGCAUCAAUAAUCAAUAACAAUCCGUUUAUACCUAUUGAAGUGUAUGGAAUAUUAUACAUUUAUUACGAACAAUUUUCGGAUUAUGUAAAUUGUGACACAAUUAUGGGUAUUAUAAAGAAGUCUAGCCUAGAAAAGAUUUACAACAAAUUUUUUGACGCCGAAGACCUGAUUUGGAGUAAACGACCACAAAUGCAAACACUGUUUUUACGCACUGCAGUCUAUUUGAUGAAAAUGAGGCUCUUCAAUUGGGUGGAGAUGGCUUUAGCUUUUGAAUCUUCUAAACAUCAUGGUGAAAUCCAUUAUUUAUUGGCAGCUAUUUGCUACUACAAGAAACAAUACGAGCAUGCCUUAGAACAUAUUAAAGAAGCCAAAUUCUACUGUGGAAUAGACCACACAAUCGCAAACUUGUCUGGGUUGAUCUAUUUAGCUCUCAAUAACCCACAGGCAGCAAAAGAAGAAAUGCUUUAUACAAUGGAAUCUUUCGAUAAACCAGAAAAUAUGUAUACUAUGUAUGUGAACUUUAGUAAAAGUUUGACUUUACUGGGAGAACACACGGAGGCUGGAAAAUAUUUAUUAUUGGCGUGUAAAGAUAAUGCCACACCUCUUGCAUGGUUGGAAGCAGCUAAACAUAAUUAUAUGAUUGGAGAUUACUCAACUGCGGAAGAAUUUUUGACUGAAGCAAAUAGUUUAGAUGCAAAUUUAAAUGAAAUUUGGGCAUAUUUGUGUCUCACGAAUCUAAAAAUGAACAGAUGUAUAGAAGCGGAAUUUUGUUAUAUGCAGGCUAUUAAGAAUAAAAUAGAAGAUGACAACCUUCUGGAGGAAAUAAAGAGAGAAAUUCUAGUAGCUCGCGAAGAAAGCAAUGUAUGUUAAUGAGUUGAUUAACAUAUUAAAUAAUUUUACUUAA
Aethina tumida (small hive beetle) is the source of this 3405-nucleotide messenger RNA. RefSeq lists its product as uncharacterized. Gene Ontology annotation, cellular component: motile cilium; extracellular exosome. Gene Ontology annotation, biological process: cilium movement; cilium assembly. Gene Ontology annotation, molecular function: protein binding. Bases 6 to 3371 code for a protein of 1121 amino acids. The record is from RefSeq and is a predicted model, not a curated record. Lineage: Eukaryota; Metazoa; Arthropoda; Insecta; Coleoptera; Nitidulidae. The transcript has 20 exons.